Molecule: messenger RNA, 1058 nt
Organism: Amoebophrya sp. A120
Lineage: Eukaryota; Dinophyceae; Syndiniales; Amoebophryaceae
Source: the annotation of a GenBank genome assembly
AUGAACAGUAUGCAACACAAAUUUUCUACACACAGAAGUACAUUGUACUUACAAAAUGCAUCACAAAUUCUGGCAACGUGGAACAAGUGCAGCAUCUGUAAUGCUGACGAACCUACAAGACAAGCUUUCGCUUUUACAAGAACGCAUUUAUUUGUAGUUGUACGCGUGGUCUUCUACGGUGGAAAUUUACGGUGCAUAAAUUAUUCUGGCGUCAUCAACAACUCCUCUGCGAUCGGAGGCAGUGCCUCGCCACGCGGCUUCGGCGGGAAUUUGUCCGGACUCGGUGGAGCUUCGGCACUUGGUGGAGCUUCGGCCUUCGGUGGGGCUUCCGCACUCGGUGGAGCUUCCGCACUCGGCGGCGCGUCAGGACUCGGCGGGGCGUCAGCGCUGGGCGGCGCGUCGGCACUAGGCGGGGCGUCGGCGCUCGGUGGGGCAUCUGGAUUGGGUGGCAUGUCCGCGUUCGCCGGGAGUAAACCGCCCAGCGUAUCGAAAGGAAAAAUCCCCCCUCCCCGUGUCGAAAACGAUUUUUCUCAUGCUGUAUUUCAGUAUACAAAUCGACUUCUAUUGCUAGAAGGCCAAGGGCCGCAGUUGUAGCCUCGCUUGCAGGCGAUUUCUCAUGCUGUUCCCACUUUUCAGCUGCCUCCUGUCAUGCUGAAGAGGCAAGGCUUUCCCACGCCACCCAGCACUACACUCCGCAUCUUUUCCCUUCUAGCAUGACAAAGCUGAUUCGUGACUACAAGUCUGCAGCACAGAUUCCGGCUUUCGUAUGGGGAACGCGGGUUUUUCUUCUUGAUACAGCGCCGCGGGGAGUCGGGUACCCAGCAACGCGGGGAGUCGGGUACCUAGUGCCGCGGGGAGUCGGGUACCCAGCAACGCGGGGAGUCGGGUACCUAGUGCACAGCCGAGCCCGAGGGGCCAGUAGUGAUCAUCGGUAUAAUAGGCGUGUUUUUUUUUUCAAAGCGAUCAUAGUUAGAUACCUUCGUAGACAUCACCUGCAAAAAGCGAGAUCAGACAUCAAGACCGGUCGUCCCGGAUCGACACCUGAAUUUCAAUCGUAA